UUUUGCAGUAUGCACACAAGCAAGAGUACGAAAGUCUGCAGACCCUCCAGAUAUGUCACAUGAAAGGCGCCCUUGUACAGACUGGUGGGUUUUUCAUCUCCAGCACUUUUAGAUCACUUUAGAGCUGCAGAGCAGACAUUACUCCAGGGUGACAUGGAUUAGCUCUGCAUGCAGCCCUGCGUUCAUUCAAAACCACUGAAGCAGCAGUGCAAAUUAAAAGAGAAGAGGAGCAAAAUGUCUUGGUUUUAGUUAAUGUCACCCACUGCUUGAUGAGAAGAGCUGACAAAGAACGAAAGUCUCAGCGUAGAUACGCACCUGAGGUAGAAACAACAGAACAGGAAACGCACUUAUGUUUAAGGCGUCGUGAGGCUUCACCACCUAAAGUGACCAGGACAGCAAACUCGGUGGCAGCGCCCAUUAACGUGGGACGUGUUCUGUGAAGAUUUGUCCAAUGGAUGCCAUAUUAACACUUCACUUGGCUUAGCACCAUUGAGGCCACUGUGUCCUGAUGAUGAGCGUCCACCACUGUGGAUUAAGAUAAUUCAUUUUUUUUAAUCAAGUUGCACAGCUGAAUGCUCAGGAAUCCAAUAAUGGAAACUUCAACAUUUUAUUUUUAUGACAUUAAUUCCACAUUUCCUUGGGAUGAGGAUGACAAUAAUCCAUGUGUGAAGAAUAAGAUUGCAUCGAAAUUCCUGCCAGUGUUGUACUCGAUGUUGUUUGUCAUUGGACUUGUAGGAAAUGGCUUGGUGUUGUACAUCGUGACGCAAUGUGUGAGGCUCAAGAGCAUGACCGAUGUGUCUUUCCUGAACCUGGCCAUUUCAGAUUUGCUCCUCAUCAUUUCGCUGCCGUUUCUGGCCUAUUACGCCGCCGAUCAGUGGAUUUUUGGAGACGCUAUGUGCAAAAUAAUUAUGGGGUUGUACCACGUGGGCUUCUACGGAGGGAUCUUCUUUGUCACCCUGAUGAGCGUCGACAGAUACCUCGCAGUGGUGCACGCGGUGUACGCCAUUCGAGCGAGGACUGUGUUUUACGGCACCAUUGCAAGCUCUGUAGUUUGGGUGAUUUCGGUUGCAGUUUCUUUUCCUGAAAUUUUAUACAAUUCGGUCAUCUAUGACAACAUCACCACUUGCAGACCCCAGUAUUCACGUUUACAACGGAAAUCCUUCAAAAUUGCCACUAUACUUAAGAUGAACAUUUUAGGGCUUUUGAUUCCCCUUGCAAUUAUGUGUUUUUGCUCCUUCAUGAUAAUCAAACGGCUUCUACGGUGCCAUUCCGUAAAGCGGGAAACCAUCAAGCUCGUUUUCUUUAUCGUGGGGGCCUUUUUCAUUUUCUGGAUGCCGUACAAUAUCGCUUCAUUUUUGGAUGCCCUGCAGACAUUCGGAAUAUUCAGUGACUGCAAGUCGAAUAUAAAUAUCGACCUGACGCUUCAGGUGACGGAGGUCAUCGCCCAUAUCCACAGCUGUUUGAACCCUUACUUUUACAUAUUUGUGGGGGAAAAAUUCAAAAGGCACUUCAUCAAAAUGAUUGCCAAAGUGCCCUUCUUGAAGUGCAGCCUGCUGAAGCCACAUCUGCCGUCAACCGUCAGUUCGUUUUACUCUCAGUCUACUAGUGUAGCGGAGAACAGUGUGGCUUUGUGAAUACGUUUAUUUGAGACUAAUAGAAAUCCUUGGAGUCCAUACCAGCCACAUUUGAGUCCAUACAUCGCUACUAAUGCUCCAUUUAGACUGUUGGUUAAAGUGACUCAAUUUUGAAUUUUGGUUCCUGUCCAGUCUUUUGUCUGACUGUUUGAGAUGAAAUCUGAUAUGGCAGCAUACCAGCAUCCAUCCUGAGUCUGCAGAAUUAAUAAAAAAUAAUUCAUCAGACAGAUGUGAUCAAACAGACAACCAUGAACACCACCGACAUGCCACUCUGUGACUUCCAAUGGUUGGCAGUGCCCGAUGCUAGCAAAUGAGAAGACUUUAACUUCAGGCCACGCCCACUGCCAUCACUCUUGAUACAUCUAUUGUCAUCAGUCGUGACACACCUCAUUGGGUAGACAGUCACAACAUACACAUCGUAGUCAUUAUGUCAUGUCAUAUCAUGUUCUAACUUGCUUAAUGCAGGAAAAGGUUGUGGAGAUUUGGGUGAGGGGUUUCUGAAGCCCAAACCAGCUACUAGAACAGGGCACAAGGCAGGAAUAAACCCAGGACAGGGGGCCAGUCCAUCACAGCAUCAUGAUCAUUAUCAUAAAUCAAAUGAACUGUGGUCAAUUUAAUGAUCAGUAAUUAAAAGAUCAACAUGACGGAGUUGCGGAUUCUCUCCAAUAACCCUUAGAUAGACAGACAGACAGACAGACAGAUGGAGGAACCCUGACCUUAACCGUAAUGAGAUAAUUGUCCGUUUUCAGUGGGUCCAGUAUAAGGAUGUUUCUAGAUAGUGUCGCAGGAGGUACACCUUAAAAUGGAUUUGUCAAGAAGGAUGUAAGUCAGGUGUAGUGUCAAUAUUGGGCCCGGGUAGGCCUGUGCCCAACAGUUUUUUUAAUUGUUUUGUAGCAUACAAUUAUUUUUUUAACAUACAUGGAUUUUAAUAUACAUCUCCCUUGAUUAGUUAAUUAUAAACCUGCUUGAGAAAAUUGCCAGAAUUACAUUACUACCUAAACAGUUAAUUGAACUCUUAAAAAGUAUUUAUAUAUGUGUAUAAAUGGAUGGGUGGGUGCUCCAGUUUUUUCCCAAAGUCCCUCAGGUUAGGAACUGGCGAUAUUGAAUUAACCCUUUUGUGUGUGUGUGUGUGUGUGUGUGUUUGUGUUUUCUCUGUGACAGACUGGUGACCUGCCCACGGUUUGUUCCUACCUUGUGCCCUACGUUAGCUGGGAUAGGCUCCAGUGCUCCCCUCAACCCUGUUUAGGAAUAAGCAGAUUACAAAAUGACUGACUCAAAAUGAUUUUACUGCGCAUGACUACCUAUCAGAAAUAAGGCUGACUUUCACUUCUACCAAUCACAAACACUUAAAGCAUCCAAUGUAAACAGGAGGCUCUCAAUUAGUAGCUUACCGAAUAGAAAAGUUAUGUAUGUACGUCCUGUUGGAGGGGAAUGUGAACAACACAAGAGAAACAUGAACAAUGUCUCGACAAACAAAGCAAACUGAAGAGAACCGCAAAAUGUUCAACAGUCCGACAUCAGCACUGAAACUUUUGGUGAUGCCCCAAUGGCAAAUGAAAACGCUGCCGCUAUGCACUAACUUUAGCGAUGGGUUUCCUACCAACACUACUUAUCAAGAGUGAUAGAAAGUCUACAACACACUCUGCCACCGAUGUCGAAGGAUCGGCCAGGUCAUGAAUGUGUCUGAUCUUCACCAGCCACCAACUCAGUCUGCAACUUCUGUUAUGGUCAUUAAAGGGAGCUCAUUGCUACGUAGCUGAGUGAUUGGAUUGUGAAAGACGUUUUUUGACAAAAAUAUGCAGACAUUUAGAUGAUAACCUAACUUGUGGAUUCAGAAACUGAAAACGUGUCACACAUCAAGUGUGUUCAAAACAUGAGUCAAAUAAAACUCAGAAGGGACAGUACUUUGUAGAUAUAGAAAUAACAGGAAAUGCCAUAACUGUUGCCAAAAAAUGAAUCUGUUUGCUGUUAUGUAACAUUAUUGUUCAAAUUUAUAGCACAUGUUAUUUGGGUACUGCCAAUUGAAUAGUGAAUAAGCAACUCUUUGGGAUUCAUUCAUUUGUAAAUCUCACUCUGAAGGAGUCCGUGCCUCACCAGCCAUGAACCUCAUCUCACGUCACUGGUGGCAGCAUAAAUCUAUUUAGCCUGCCAGCCUAACAGGUAGCUUACAGUGAUGGUGACAGCACAACCAUUAUUUUAUUGUGCAGUCCCAUAUAACGUUAAAUGUAUAAGUGGCCAAUGAAACAAACCAACUAGUCUAAUAUAAUCACAAAAUUCAAUGACAUCAAAGCAUAACAAAUAUCUUUAACCACGAUUCUUGGUUACGUUAUCCUCGCCAACAUAUACCAAAAAACCCAGUAUUACCAUCCAACCAAAGCACAAUGUCAAUGAGUUUCUCCAGUAAGUGUAUGGAGAACUUUUUUUAACUUUUUUGCAUUUUGACUAGAAUUUAUAUAGUGCCUUUCAAGGCAAACACCAUACCAAAGCGUAUUGCAGGACUUUUACAAGGAUAUCUGCAUUUCUACAACUUGAGCACCCGCAGGUCAAGUGGAUCACUCAGGGUCAUCCUGUAAGUCAUUCAUGUGAGUUGAAUGAGUAAUUACAUCAUUUUAUAUUGUGUCUGUCCAGGUGACCAUCAUUUCCAGGGAUAGAUAGAUAGAUAGAUAGAUAGAUAGAUAGAUAGAUAGAUAGAUAGAUAGAUAGAUAGAUAGAUAGAUAGAUAGAUAGAUAGAUAGAUAGAUAGAUAGAUAGAUAGAUAGAUAGAUAGAUAGAUAGGAAAGGCACUAUAUAAUUAAUAGAUAGAUAGAUAGAUAGAUAGAUAGAUAGAUAGAUAGAUAGAUAGAUAGAUAGAUAGAUAGAUAGAUAGAUAGAUAGAUAGAUAGAUAGAUAUGAAAGGCACUAUAUGAUAGAUAGAUAGAUAGAUAGAUAGAUAGAUAGAUAGAUAGAUAGAUAGAUAGAUAGAUAGAUAGAUAGAUAGAUAGAUAGAUAGAUAGGAAAGGCACUAUAUAAUUAAUAGAUAGAUAGAUAGAUAGAUAGAUAGAUAGAUAGAUAGAUAGAUAGAUAGAUAGAUAGAUAGAUAGAUAGAUAGAUAGAUAGAUAGAUAGAUAGAUAGAUAGAUAGAUAGAUGAAAGGCACCAUAUGGUAGACAGAUAGAUAAACUUAGCAUAGCUGGCAGGAUUACAUAGAUAGAUAGAUAUGAAAGGCACUAUAUGAUAGAUAGAUAGAUAGAUAGAUAGAUAGAACCUUUCAUGAUGGGGCAGCACGGUAGCGCAGUGGGUAGCACUGCCGCCUCACAGUUAGGAGACCCAGGUGCACUUCCCAGGUCCUCCCUGUGUGGAGUUUGCAUGUUCUCCCUGUGUCUGCGUGGGUUUCCUCCCACAGUCCAAAAACAUGCAGGUUUGGUACAUUGGUGAUCCUAAAUUGUCCCUAGUGUGUGCUUGGUGUGUGUGUGCCCUGCAGUGGGCUGGCGCCAUACCCAGGAUUUGUCCCUGCCUUGCGCCCUGUGUUGGCUGGGAUUGCCUCCAGCAGACCGCCGUGACCCUGUGUUAGGAUAUAGCGGGUUGGACAAUGACUGACUGACUAACUGACCUUUCAUGAUGUACUACGCUUCCCCUUACAACUUUACAGGUAUAUUACAGUUAUGCCCACCUUCUACAGUUGGUAUAUUCUCAGAUGAAGGGACCUCUUGAGGGUCACACUGAGUCAGUGUCCUUGUGCAUUGCAGUCCAAUACAUAAACUGGCAGGUCAAGACAGUCCUGUGUGUGAAACGUAAAGACUUAUAAAGACUUAUAAAGAGACAAGGACAUUUCUAUGAAAGAUGACUUCAGUGCUUUUCUUUGAAAGAAUUGCAACUUCCUCCUUUUCAUCUUCCUCAUCUGUAGUUUUUUUUUAAUCUUGCUUCUUACAAUUAAACUGUAAAUCAGUGGAUAUGACACAGCAGUGUGUUUGUGUGCGUCUCUAAAUGAAUGAUUGAUCUGGGUAAACAUUGAAUAUUCUGUUGCUUAUACAGUAAAUUAGGUUUAUUUUAAUUACUGUAAUAUAAGGUCUUGGAAUGCAUUCUUUUCUUAACUUUUAACAAGGCAUAUUUUUAUUCAUUUUAAUAAAUACAUUUUAUAUGCA
Erpetoichthys calabaricus (reedfish) is the source of this 5754-nucleotide messenger RNA. Its product is annotated as C-C chemokine receptor type 4-like. The transcript is spliced from 3 exons. The coding region runs from base 573 to 1634 and encodes 353 amino acids. The record is from RefSeq and is a predicted model, not a curated record. Lineage: Eukaryota; Metazoa; Chordata; Cladistia; Polypteriformes; Polypteridae. Gene Ontology annotation, biological process: G protein-coupled receptor signaling pathway; immune response; chemotaxis. Gene Ontology annotation, molecular function: chemokine receptor activity. Gene Ontology annotation, cellular component: membrane.